GCCGGAAACAGAUUAAAACUGCACAAACGCAGCGAGGAGUGAAGACCCACCUGAGGCAGCAGCAUGCCGAUCUCCUCCACCUCUUUGACCGUAAACAGCGCGUAGCCCGCCGCAUGCUCGAACAACACGUGCAGCAGCACCUGUGGAAGGAGCAUGGAGGAGAGUGCUUGAAGGAGCCUGUUGAGGAGCGGAUGUGAGGGAGGACAGUAAAAAGCUUCGGGGAUCAGCAGAGGGCUCGAUAUAAAGGCUGACGGGGACAAACUGACGCUCAGACCUUUGGAGCUCUGCUCAUCUUAAAGCACACUUCCUUAAACAACUGACCAAAGCUGACACAGCACGAUGAGCAUGCGCGGAGCAGUGGCUGGUUGCUUGGUGCUGGCGUGCCUGGUGGCGCUGCUGGCGGAGAGGACAGAGGGACACAUCACCUUCUUCAGUCCAAAGGAGAUGAUGCUGAUGAAGGAGAGAGAAGGAAGAAAGGAUAUGGAGCCUCGGUCGGAGGACCUUCAGUUUGAAGAGGUUACAGUCCAAGAGCUUCCUCGGGUGGAGCAUGGUGGAAAUCCUGAUAAAACGGUGGAGAUUGCUGUCCGCCUUUCACCCAAACAGCUAGAUCACGUGGUUCCGGUGCUUGAAGAGAUCAUCCAUGAAAUAGUGGAGGAACGUCAGAAAGCUAAAUAGCAUCCCAGAAGAAACCAGGGGAUGAACGCUGUACAAAUUCUUCAAAAAGCGCUGAAUGCUGAAAUGUUUUAUUGUGUUUUAAUGAAUCAGUCAAUAAAGGGAAGUGAUUGUGUCAUU
This is a messenger RNA of Centropristis striata (black sea bass), 792 nucleotides long. RefSeq names its product motilin-like (gene mlnl). The transcript has 6 exons. The coding region runs from base 340 to 675 and encodes 111 amino acids. The record is from RefSeq and is a predicted model, not a curated record. Lineage: Eukaryota; Metazoa; Chordata; Actinopteri; Perciformes; Serranidae.